Eimeria maxima is the source of this 1524-nucleotide messenger RNA. RefSeq lists its product as hypothetical. The record is from RefSeq and is a predicted model, not a curated record. Bases 1 to 1524 code for a protein of 507 amino acids. The transcript has 7 exons. Lineage: Eukaryota; Apicomplexa; Conoidasida; Eucoccidiorida; Eimeriidae.
AUGUGUGAAAGAGCAGUACCACAGGUCACUCAGAACUACGGCGAGUUUGCGAUUGUCAUCGCCGCUCAGGUAGACGACACGAGCCAGACAGCGCACUAUUGGGAUUUGGUGCACGCAAGGGGCCGCGUUGCAUAUUUUAUUUCAACCCGGUACCUGCAAAAGGUGUUGAAGCCCAUCUUGAAGCUAGGUCCAACUGAUGCAGCAGCUCAGAUACUGCUGGAAGACGCGCAUGCUGCUGCUUUAACCAUUCCUGAGGCGUGCAGUGAACCACAACAGCAGCAGCACCAGAAGCAACUGCAGCGGCGGUGGCGUGUUGCACAGCCACUUGCUCCCCUAUCCCACACCCUCUUAGAGUUGAUGUGCGGCUCUCGCCCAACCCAUGUGCGGUUACUGCAGAGUGAAGCGGUGGCCACUUACGUGGGGAUCGACGCCUCCCAACGGGCACUCUCCCUGGCCCGGGAGGCCUGCAGAAGGCAAAUAUUCACAGUAGAGCUCUUCAGAAGCGGCACCAUGCAUGCAGCAGGAGGUGCCGCAGAAGGAGUUAUAGGAGCAGCGGAAGCAGGACCUCGAACAACAACUGCAACUUGUGUGCACGAGCUCCUAGGAAGGUGCAUGCUGCUGCGAAAUGACUGCCGCAUGCUAAGCGAGGAGCUGCCUUUGUUGCAAUCGCGAUUCGUUUUGCUAGUGGCAGGGCUAGACGACAUUAUAGCGCGCAGCACUACAGACAACACAGACGCACGAGGGCCCUGUGACGAGGCAUUGCUCCAGGUGCUUCACUCUGCCGCAUUCGCGCUGCCCGUGGGUGGCACUUUGCUGCUGGUAGAGCCCACGAAACACUUCCCAGAGCUGCUGCUUUCUCUGUACAAGGCAUUGCAGCAUCCUGUGUUGAGCUGCCGGCUGCUUAUGUGCGAGGCCGCGGAGCUCGUGGGUCCCGCUCGAGAUGUUCUCUUGCUUCGCCUGCGAAGGCAUACAGACGCCUCGGAAUGUAUGCGGGCUCUUGAACACUUCCAUGCGACUGAUGUUGCAAGACUCGCAGCCAGGAAGGCUUUCCGCCGUGGUCUCCAAGGGGCUCUUGAGGCUCCCCAGGCAGUGCAGCAAGCGAUGCCCUUGUGCCACCGUCUUUCCCUGGUCCAGCAGGCAGAAGAGAUGGCGUUCCUCCUUUGUCAGGCCUGCAAUGAAGGCAACAUAUUCGCUACGACGAAACUCCUGGCCCUGGGUGCAGAAGUAAACUACAGCACCACCAAUAACAGCACUACUGCAUAUCCCCUGUGCGCAGCUGUGGCUGCAGGCGACCCCCACUUGGUAGACUUGCUGAUACGUCAUGGAGCAAAGCCAACGGGGAGUCCCUACGAUGACCCUCUUUCCGUAGCUGCAGAGUUGCUGCUACGGGAUGCAGUUGCAGCCGGCCUGUGUCUUCCAGACGAAUUCAAGUGUACAGGCUGCAACAGCGUAGAGGAAAAGCACAUUGCAGCAUACAGCAGCGGGGGUCCCACCCGUCUCCUCACUAAUUUGGCCCUGUGGUGA